Molecule: messenger RNA, 1013 nt
Organism: Aedes aegypti (yellow fever mosquito)
Lineage: Eukaryota; Metazoa; Arthropoda; Insecta; Diptera; Culicidae
Gene: Ripalpha
Product: RIP-like protein
Exons: 3
Coding region: 153-779 (208 amino acids)
Biological process (GO): protein import into nucleus
Cellular component (GO): nucleus
Source: RefSeq, a predicted model, not a curated record
AAAAAAACAAAAAGGCUUACGAAAGUGCAUCACCAGGGCGCCAAAAUCUUUUGCUCGUCUCCAGUUUGUUUUUAAAUCUUUUAGAAAACGUAUCGAAAAACAUUAUAUUUUACAUUAAAUUUCGCGUAGAUAUUCAGUUCCGCUGCCCCAACAUGGAGUUGGUAAACUCGCCCCCAACGUAUCACACCAGUGUCGCCCAAAAAGCCAAAUCAAAAACUGCAGCCCACCAUCGAUUCAAAUAUGGUUCCCCGAAGCUAGUGGACAUGAUGCGAGAGAAAUGUCGACUGCGAAUCAAAGAGGCUCGUUGCGAUCUUCUGCUGCGGAAACGGAACAUCGUUCAGGAGGAGAAAGCUUUGCUGGAGUCCAUUGUUCGGCAGGAACUGUCAGAGCUGGAGAAGGACAUUGAACUACAGGAAUUGAUAUUCCAAGAGCUUAUUGCCGAGACGGACGAAUGGUUGUUCGAGGAAUACGAACGAUCCGGAUGCUAUCAAAUCGAUGAAUACGAUCAGGAAGUGGUCUUUUGCCCCCAAUGUCAGAAGGAUAAGCUAGUCCGAACCGAAGAUGGAACUGUGGUGCGGUGCUCGUGCGGAAUCAGAAUUAAACACCCCGGUGGAGUCGAAGGAAUCGCUGUUGGCGUGAGAAAUGCAAUCGAAGACCACAACCAGCGGUGCGAUUCGGAGAUGCAUUUUUUCCUAGAACCAGACGCGGUGGAUUGUGGUGUUGGAUGGUUGAAUGCGUUUUGCCCAAGCUGCGACUAUUGCAGAAGUUUGACACAAUAGGGCUUCGCAUGUUUGAAUGGUUUGGUCCGAUAUUAUGUAGUAUGUAAGAAUGAUUUAAUUUUUAUUUCCCGGUAUUUUUAUUUGUAAUUUGUUUGAUAUGGGCAGUAUGCUGUUUUUUUUAUAAAUUCAAUAAUCCAAAUAUCUUAUAAAAGACAUCGGUUGUAUCUGUUAUACACUUUGAUAUGUUCAUGAUUAAAUUACAUAUAUACAAACUAAAGAUGCAACUUUAAAUAA